CGUAUAAAGCGAAGAGAGAUUUGUCUCACUCUAGCUCAUGCGUGAGAGCGUUCAUUUGUUAACAUUCUCGUCCGCUCUGCUCACUCAGUAGGCGAUGGGUGAUGGGCCGGUGAGGGAAAAUUCGGGAAAGCUGCUCUGAAAUAUCCAUGCAGAUGGAUGCACCCAUGCCGAUAUGGUACACGGACAACGUAAAACAGUUUAUUGUUCGUUCGGGGGUCGUUCCGGUUGGACCUGUUUUACUUCGAUUCACGCAUCGAUUCACGCAUCGCACAAGAAAAGGACAAGAGGACCUCGUAAACGCGUGUGUAGUAAAGAUAAAGUGUUAAACUCUUGUGUAGUGUUAAACAAAAACUUACAGAGCAAAUAAUGAACUGCCGCACAGAUGGUGGACUACCGUAAAAAAUGGUGCUGCAGUCUAGUGAUGCAAUAUUGCAUUGAGGGAAAAAUAUUUCCCCAAAGAAAUUGGUAGAAUUUUGCACGGAAAAGUUGUGGAAAAGUGAUAAAUUAAAACAUACUUAGUGCAAGCAUACGGAUUAUGAUUCGUAGUGAUGUUCAGUGGAGAAAAAAACAAUGUGAAAAGUUUUCCAAUCCAAUACGUAAAAGGAUAAAUUAAAGUGAAAAAAUCAAUGCAAUGCAAAAAAAAAAUCAAUGCAAAAUGUCGCUAUUUUCUUAACAUAAACAAUAACUUUAACUACAUUUUUUCUACAUUUAAUAAUAUGUGAUAAUAAAUUGCUACCACUCAAAUAUUAAGUUCCAGCAACAAAAUACAUUAUUUCGAGGAUUUAAAACAAACCAAAUCGUAGCAUUCUCUGAAACGGACACUAACCCGCCGGUACAACAUGGAGCAGUUGGCUCAUUUCGUGACGAAAUCGUUCGACUUUAAUAACAGUCGCGUGCUGGAUCUGCUCAAUAUGACGGCCACAACCGGUCCUGUAUCACAUCCCGAUUAUGGUACGAGGAACGGUUCCGAUUCGGAUCUGCUUUCCAAUACGAGCAGCAGUCUCGGUGGCGAUCUUGAGGACGAAAUACAUUCUCACGCACUCGAAGUGUCGCAUCAUCGGCUCCACACGCUACAUCCGCUUCGUUCCAAUAUGCUUUCCACCGAUAAAAGCGAAAGGCAUGAAGAUCCAUCGAACGAGGACGAGGAAACGAUCGACAUCGAAAUUACGGAUCUUUCCUAUAGCAAUGCUAGCGGUGGCAGUAGUGUGGGUGUGUGUGAUAACGAUGAAUAUAAACCCAGUGAAAACGGUCGUCCAUCGCAAACCCUUCCGAUGUCCAGAUCCAUUUCCCUAGAGCCGACGGUUGUGAUUCCAGUGGGUUCCGGUGACGAAACACAGGCGGAGAAAAAUGGCGAUAAAACCACGAUAGAACGCUCACUCUUACUGAUAACCGGUAACAACAACGAGAAAGGUGUAACGAAUCGUAAUGAAAUUAGUGUUAUACGUAAAUUUGACAAUAAGAAGACACAAGAGAACGAUCGAUCUAGUGCGACGAUCAACGAUCUAUCUGCCGCCGGUGAAACGGAUGGUGAGCGUAGAGGACAGAAGAACGAGCCAGAUAAGGGUAGUACCGGUGGUGGUGACCGUGGAAAUGCACAUGGGAAAAGUAACAGCAAACGACAUGUUCCACGAAAUUGGCUUAUUGCCGAUCUGGUCGAUGAAAAGAAGGAAGAUAAAGCCAAAGAUGAUGUUGCCUUAAAUCUUGUGCGCUCGGAAAAUGACACAAGAGUGGCCAAAGUGGCCCAUGGAUAUGAUCCCGCCGGUAUGCAGGUGGUACGUCCCAAGCCUGCCUCCGAGCUGCUCAAACAAAGUGUUGACCUAAUCAACAAUCACCACUAUCCGGCGGGGUCAAUAAGCAACCCGGGCCAUCAUCCACCAACGUCUGUUAGUGCUACCGACGGCGAAUCUGAUACAGAAGCGCGACUUCCCCGAGAAUCGCUUACGCCCGACCAGGACGAUCCGGGUGCCGAUGGAGCACGAUCAGAGUCAGCACCACCAGCCGGUACCAACGGUGAGGAACGGCUGAAAUUACCAGCCGAAUCGACUCACGCCACCAAUGGACAUGGUCCACUAUCAGCACUGACAAACAACAAACAACGGCGGUCCAGAACAAACUUUACGCUCGAGCAGCUGAACGAGCUCGAGCGAUUGUUCGAGGAAACGCACUACCCGGAUGCAUUUAUGCGGGAGGAACUAAGCCAACGGUUGGGACUGAGCGAGGCAAGGGUGCAGGUUUGGUUCCAGAAUCGGCGAGCAAAGUGUCGAAAGCAUGAAAAUCAAAUGCACAAAGGUAUUAUCCUUUCGAGUCACAGCCCACCGGUCACAACUCCACUCGAACCGUGUCGUGUAGCACCGUACGUCAACGUUCCGUCCCUUCGUGCAGGAAACGGUGUUCCACCUGGUGGCGGUACGGGAGGAACUGGACUGCCUCCUUCUAGCACCGGAGCAACGGCAGCAGCAGUCAACCAUCACUUCCCCGUUGCUGCCUUUUCUGCCUUCGAUUCUGCAUUUAUUUCCGCCGCAGCACAACAGUACGCAGCUGCUCUAUCGUCCGGUUCCGUACCGGCGAGCCUUUUCUCAUUGUCUCAGUACAGACCGGGAGGGCUAGCGGCAGCAGCCGCCAUUGCCACACUACCCGGAUUUACCGUAGCUCAUGACAAAAACUCCAGCAUCGUCGACCUCCGGCUCAAGGCGGAAAAGCAUAAGGAAAAUCAGAAGAAAAUUGUAAACAAUGUGUCCUCGUAACUGGUUCCACUCAACAAGAAGCUCUUGGUUUGUCAUGCGUUAUCCUGAAGAAACAUGAAACAACAGCAAAAGGAUAGUUUCAAGAGCACUGCUAAAUCGAUAACGAGUACAGAAAUUCGAGCAAUCUCGAAAAAAUAGACCCAAAAAAGACCCGUGGAGUUUGAGACAGACUAACAUACUUUUUGUUUAUCCUGUGUAAUAUAAAUAUACACCGUUUCGGUAGUGCUAUCUUCUGUGUUGAUUACUGCAUUCAUUAUUCAGUUACAUCCUUUUCGAUUAAAGGCGAUGCAUUAUUUAAAUUUUGUCUUUGUCUUUUGUUGGUUUCUCGUUGUUAUUUGAAAGAAAACACUCUUCUGUAUGAUAUCAC
This is a messenger RNA of Anopheles funestus (African malaria mosquito), 3111 nucleotides long. Its product is annotated as homeobox protein AHox1-like. Gene Ontology annotation, molecular function: sequence-specific double-stranded DNA binding; DNA-binding transcription factor activity, RNA polymerase II-specific. The record is from RefSeq and is a predicted model, not a curated record. Gene Ontology annotation, biological process: regulation of transcription by RNA polymerase II. Gene Ontology annotation, cellular component: nucleus. The coding region runs from base 840 to 2744 and encodes 634 amino acids. NCBI's taxonomy places the organism in Eukaryota, Metazoa, Arthropoda, Insecta, Diptera, Culicidae. The transcript is spliced from 7 exons.